Molecule: messenger RNA, 1153 nt
Organism: Aphis gossypii (cotton aphid)
Lineage: Eukaryota; Metazoa; Arthropoda; Insecta; Hemiptera; Aphididae
Exons: 3
Coding region: 147-863 (238 amino acids)
Source: RefSeq, a predicted model, not a curated record
UGAGCAGUUCCCUACUUCAUUUAAAAUCACCUAUACAGCUAUUAUCACUACACUAUAUAUAAAAGACCGAAAGUUACACUAAAGUUAGUAGUUACAAUUUACAAUCAGCCUAGACACCAACACCACUGUACGAGAAAAUCUUCAUCAUGAAGUCUUCAUAUUACUUAGCAUUGGUAUUAUUUGUGACUGUAGUGACAGCCACCGAUGACUCCAGGAGUAAAAAAGAAGCUAUUUACAAUCCUUAUGGACAAAUCACAGACGCGAACAAGUACUUAGGCGCUGCCGUCCCGGCCAACAUUUACAACAACAACUAUCAUCAACAACAACUGCCGUACAACGGCUAUCAACCGGCGGCUUAUCCGGCGUACAACCAGCUGCAGUACUACCAACAACAACCGUACCAGCGUGUCGGAGCGUAUCCUUACAACGGCGGCACAGGUUACAACCAGUACAACAACUACUAUCCUUACAGCGGCGGUUUCCAGCAGUACCCGUACAACUUUAACCAACAGUACCCGUACAACGUCGUCAACCAACAGUACCCGCAGCAGUACGGCGCUUACCAGCAACAGUACGGCGCCUACCAGCAACAGUACCCGUACAACUACGGUUACCAGAACGCGUACGGCCGUCUGCAGAACCCGUUCUUCGGCUACAACAACAACAACUACAACGGGUACAACGUCAAUCAGGUGAUCCGCCAGGCGCCCGCUUACCCGAGCGCCGGUGCUCAGCCCGUCAACCCGCCGGUGCCGCAUCCGUUCUAUCACGUUCCAGGGACGUACUAUCCGACCACGAUCGAAGCGAACAAACCGACAGUGGCACCCGUCGCCGCGCCGGUAGAACCGCCGAAAAAACCGUAAAAUCGACGACCGAAAACCUCACGAAUAUCAUUUUAUAAUCACUAAACGUCACAUUAAUUAUUACUAAGCGUACGCGAGUAACGAAAUAAUUAUUAUGAUAAUAGUGCUAGGAAACGGAAGCGAAAUAAACGUAUAAAGCAAAUUAUAAUAUUAUAUUAUUAUUAUUGUAAUAUUAUGUAAAACAAUGCCGCGAAAUUAUUAUUAUUGUAUUAUGCACUUACGAAAAUAAAUACAUCACUCACAGAGCAAAACAGUAUAUUGUGCUACUGCAGUGAUCGUUUUAAAUCAGA